Messenger RNA from Papaver somniferum (opium poppy), 1253 nucleotides. RefSeq names its product probable carboxylesterase 18. Gene Ontology annotation, molecular function: hydrolase activity. The transcript has a single exon. Lineage: Eukaryota; Viridiplantae; Streptophyta; Magnoliopsida; Ranunculales; Papaveraceae. The record is from RefSeq and is a predicted model, not a curated record. Bases 88 to 1131 code for a protein of 347 amino acids.
AGAUAUCCCAGGAUAAGAUAUCAUCCAAGGAAACAAAGUCAAGAAAGCUGUGAAAUUCAGAUCAGAGUGAGAGUGUUGAGAAUAGAUAUGUCUGGUGCAUCAACACCUUCAGCACCAAUCCUCCCAUGGAAAACCAAAAUCGCUCUAGCAUUCCUCUCAAGAGUCACAGACUACACCCGCCGUGACGACGGCACCGUCAACCGCCGUCUCUUCAAUUUCUUCGACAUCAGCAAAAAAAUCCCAUCACAACCAGUCCACGGACUCAACAUCACCGAUAUCACCGUCGAUCCGUCUCGUAACCUCUGGUUCCGCCUUUUCACGCCGACAAUGACAAAAUCACCUUCCGGCGCCACCACCCCCAUCGAUCCCGCCACUCCUCUUCCAGUUUUCGUCUUCUUUCACGGCGGCGGGUUCGCUUUCCUUUCCGCUGCUUCCAUCGCUUACGACUUUAUAUGUCGUCGUUUCGCUCGUGAGAAUUCCGCGAUUGUUGUGUCCGUGAACUACCGUCUCUCGCCGGAGUUCAAGUACCCUUGCCAGUACGACGACGGAUUCGACGUCUUGAAAUUCAUCGACGGGAAACAGUGUAAGGAAUUCCCGGCGAAUGCGGAUCUGUCCCGUUGUUUCCUCGGAGGAGAUAGCGCCGGUGCUAAUAUAGCUCAUCACGUCACUGUAAGAGCGUGUAACUCCACGUUUCAAGAACUGAAAGUUAUCGGAUUAAUCCAGAUUCAACCGUUUUUCGGCGGCGAAGAAAGAUCCGAAUCGGAGAUCAAGUUAAAAGAUGCUCCGUUGGUAUCUCUUCCCCGUACAGAUUGGCUGUGGAAAGUGUUCUUGCCGGACGGGUGCGACCGGAAUCACGAAGCGGCGAAUGUGUUAGGAUCGGAGAAAUUGGUUGAGAAGAUGAAAGGGUUGGUGAAUUUUCCUCCUACUUUGGUGGUGGCUGGUGGAUUUGAUCCGUUGAAGGAUUGGCAGGUUAGAUAUUAUGAAGGGUUGAAGAAAUGUGGGAAAAAUGUGGAUUUGAUUGAGUAUCCGAAUGGUGUUCAUGCUUUUUAUUGUUUUCCAGAGUUGCCUGAGACUGAUUUGUUGUUUAAAGAGGUGAAGGAUUUUAUUCAUCAGAAAUGUGAAGCAAAUUGAUUUGUUGUAAUAUCUAAUUAAGAAGUAAUAUAGUGAUUAGUUGCCGGUUAUGAUUAAGAAAUUAUUGUAUUUUUGAUUCAAUCAAAUGAAAUCAAAAAACUAUGAGUUUAUUUUACUUUUAA